CGAAGUAAUAAGUUCAUUGUCCGGUGGUGCGGUCGCGUUUAUAUUUGUGUCGUUUUAGCCAAAUAAAAAUGUGUGAAAAUUAAAUGUUUUCUAUGAAAUCUAUCGAUUAAAGUGUGCUGCACGUGUGUUGUAUGAAAAAUAAAUGUUUGCCGGUGUUUUACGCUAGAAAUUUGUGGUGUUUGAAAACCAAAUUUUCACAUUUGCUUUUUUUCACAUUUCGCUUGCCUGUUUCAUGGAAGCGCCGCUGCUGUGUUUGUCUGCAUUUUACACAACAACACUGCUGCCACUUCCAAUAGGUGGAAUGUCUGCAUUCUCCCACUCGCCCCAUUCGUAAACAAGCCGAGAGUGUAGUGUGUGUGCGUGUGUGUACGGUCGGCGGUGUUAAAAGUAGUAAAAUAAUUAUAAUACGGUGAAGUGUAAAGCAUAAAUUAUGCCUGAUUUUAUAAAGUUAGUGCGGCAAUAUUAAUGAAAUGCGCAAACUUAAAUGUUUGUGUUAAUAUUAAGUGAGAAAUUAAUGCGACAAACGGUGUCGGUGCACAGUUUAUAAACAAAUCAAAUGUAGUCACAAAAACCUGCAAUAACAAGUGUUGACAGCCGCAGUCAAUAAUAGCGACCAGUGAUGCCCUUUUGGAAUUGUCAACUGUAACUGUUUGCGAUUAAUUUUGUGUUUUGGAAAAAAAUUAUUUUGUGUGUAACACAAUGUAAAAACUGCAGAAAGUAUGUUAAAGUGCUAAAAUUCUGCAAAAAAAAAAAGAAAACAGUUAUAAAGCAUAUUCAUAACGAAAAAUAACGAAAGUUGCAAAAAAAAAAAUAUUAAAAAAAUUCUAAAAAUUUAAAUAUUAAAAUAAAAAAGCAACUUGCAACACACUCGCACACAACUUGCCACAAAUCGCCGCCGACAAUGUGUUGGCUUUAGUGUCGUGUGGCGCAGUGCUGAAGUGUCAUCCUUCCGGCUGUGGCAACACUCAACUACACAUCUAAAAUAGUAGUGCCGUGUGUAUGCUAAAGCUUACAACAAUAAUAACAAGAAAGCAUAAAUAUAAAAUCGCAAAGGAUAAUAAAGGAUAACUGCUGAAUUCCGCUCCAAAGCGGUGCUGUUAGUUUUGCAUUCAGUUUGUUUCUGUUACACCGACACACACACAUACAUAUAUAGAAAAUUGUUGUUGUUGCUGCUGUAGUGUUAUUAUCAUUGUUUCGGUUCGUGCAACGCUCCCUAUAAUCGUUUGUUCGUUCGUUCGUUCGUGCGCCCGUUUUCGACGUCUACUUUUUUUUACAAUAACACAGAGACAACCAUUAUACAUAUAUAUAUACUACAAACAAAUGUUUUUCGCCGGUCGCUCGUUCUCUACUGUUUUGCAUCCGCAACAUUUUGUAUUUUCUCGCCUUCUUCGUGCAUGCUUCAGCCGUGUUGCAAGCAGCAAGCGCCAGUAGCAGCUCAAGUGUGUGUUGAAAGCUUUUUGUCGUGGUAAGCGUCUCACACUAUGCGAUAACGGUACAACGGUAAAAGCAGUCGCAUAAUAAUAGUUGCUUAUUGGUGUAUAUAUGUGCAACUGAGUCAAGCUGAGGGGAGUAGCAGGCGCUGUGCUGAUUUUUUCGCUUGCUGAAUACCGUUACACACAUAAGCAAGCACCGCGUAAAGCAGGCAAAGCCAUGCAAGCAUAGUUAAAGACAGCCAUCAGACAGACAGACCCGCAUAGACAGGCAGACAGACAGUCAGUCGGUCGGUCGCUGUGUUCGACACUCUAACACACACAUACAUACAUACCGAAAAAAAAAAAAUUUGGACGGCGCUUGUUCCGUGAAAAAAGCUGCGCAUGAAGCACAACACCCCAACAACACCGCUACCACUACUACAACAACUACUACGGAAGAGGGAUAGUCUGCAUUUUGGUCAUAUUCCAAAAUACGUUUUUAAGUACUUGCAACACAUUGCUUGUAACAUUACUAAGGUCGCAUACGCGUCAGCAGCAGCUGUUUGUAGUAGCGCCGCGAGUGCUUGGUGUAUUUGGUUGCUCGCCAAUCGCCAGCCAGACGAGGAGUUGGCGGAGGAGACGCACACUUACCACGUGCUAGAAACCACCGCCGGUUAUUACUUUAGUCGCUGUUCGUACGCGACGCAAUGGUCGGCAUGCGGACGUCUGCGACGCCGUGUAUCUGCUAUUGAAAUUCCGCUCAGCGCUCAAGACUGGCAACUUUUAUUUUCCGUUUCGGUUUUGCGACACACAACAUUCGCUACUUUUUAGACCAGCAAGUGAAGAAAAACAAAAACGGAAAGCGAAGAAAUAACAAGCAUAAUGCCAGCCCGACGGUAAUGAAGUAACUCUGUACAUAUAUACAUAUAUUUAAAUGUGUGUGUGUAUAUUUAGUUCUACGUCAAAACUUCUACAUUCCUUCCUGCCAUAAUUGUCUUUUUCGUCUAACUCAAAACUAAAUUUAAUUUAAACUUUUAUAAAAAAAAAGUUUUCUACUUAUAAUAUACGCUGAGUGUUUGAAGUUAAAAUUUAUAUAUAUGUAUAAAUAUGUGUGUGUAUAUUCGCCGCUGUAAGUGAAGUAAACGGAAAAGAGCAAUAGAACUAUACGAAAGUUAUAGCAUGUAAAAUAAAUAAAUCGAAAAUAAAGAAAGCAAACGAAAUAUGUGAAAAGAAAUUAAAGAAGAUGAAACGAGGUAAAUAAGCAACAAAACUUUAUUGUGAUUUAAUAAAAUAAUAAUAACUACUUACUAUACGAGCAAGGCAAAUAAAAGCUGAAAUCAUAAAACAAACUAACGAAAAUAACGAAAACUGAGAAAUUUGUUGUAUAAAACACCAAAAAAACAAAAAAAAAAAAAACACAAAUUUCAAAACAAACAUGCAACUGCACGAAUCACAAAUCAAACGAAAAAUGUCGAUAAGUCGAUGUUGCCACAAUGCCAACGAUGGCUUCACGACUAUCGCAGCGACGCAAGUCUUCCUCGUACUGACGCUGUUCGUGAUUGGGAAUCUAAGUGCCUGGCAGGAGAAUGUGCGGCCGAAACUUUAUGUGGAAUUAGGUCCUGAAGAUGUGCUAAAAUUCCUCGGAAACGAAAGUGUCGUGGAUCAUUUUAAACUUGUCACAAAGGAUGGCAACAGUCUGCUCGUCGGUGCCAGAAACAUCGUCUAUAACCUGAGUAUACACGACUUAUCUGAGCAGCAGCGCUUAGUGUGGCAAUCCACAGAGGAUGACGUCAAGAUGUGCAUUAUCAAAGGCAAAGCCGAGGAGGCAUGUCAAAAUUACAUUCGCAUCAUGGUAGUGACUUCGCCGGGUCGUUUGUUCGUGUGCGGCACCAAUUCAUUUCGGCCUAUGUGUAAUACAUACAUAAUCAACGAGUACAACUAUACCCAGGAGGCGAACAAAAGCGGCCAAGCCGUAUGUCCUUACGAUCCGCAUCACAAUUCAACAUCAGUUUUUGCUGAUAACGAGCUAUACUCCGGCACUGUGGCCGAUUUUAGCGGCAGUGAUCCGAUUAUCUAUCGUGAGCCGCUACAGACGGAGCAAUACGACAGCCUAAGCCUCAAUGCGCCAAAUUUUGUCAGCUCUUUUACACAGGGUGACUUUGUGUAUUUUUUCUUCAGAGAAACGGCUGUGGAGUACAUCAAUUGCGGCAAGGCAAUUUACUCACGCGUCGCGCGUGUCUGCAAAUGGGACAAGGGCGGACCGCAUCGUUUUCGUAAUCGCUGGACGUCAUUCCUGAAAUCACGCCUCAACUGCUCCAUACCCGGCGAAUAUCCGUUCUACUUCAAUGAGAUACAAUCGGCUAGCAAUCUCGUCGAAGGACACUAUGGCCAAACAAGCGCCAAAUUGAUUUAUGGCGUUUUUAAUACGCCAACAAAUUCAAUUCCCGGCUCGGCAGUUUGUGCAUUCUCACUGCAGAAAAUCGCCGACACAUUCGAGGGCAAUUUUAAGGAGCAGAGCAGCAUUAACUCAAAUUGGUUGCCAGUCAAUAAUGCCAAGGUGCCCGAACCGCGACCCGGCUCCUGUCACAAUGAUUCACGAACACUGCCGGAACCGACGUUGAAUUUCAUCAAAACACAUUCGCUAAUGGAUGAGAACGUUCCGGCGUUUUUCGGUCAACCAAUUUUGGUCAGGACGAGCACAAUUUAUCGCUUCACACAAAUCGCUGUGGAUGCGCAGAUAAAAACGCCCGGCGGAAAGACUUACGACGUAAUAUUCAUCGGCACAGAUCAUGGAAAGAUUAUUAAGUCCGUAAAUGCCGAAUCGGCGGACACAGAUGCGAAGGUCUCAUCGGUGGUGAUUGAGGAAAUCGAUGUGCUGCCGAAGAGUGAACCGAUUAGAAACUUGGAAAUUGUGCGCACCAUGCAGUAUGACCAACCAAAGGACGGCAGCUACGAUGACGGAAAAUUAAUCAUUGUCACCGAUAGCCAAGUGAUUGCAAUACAAUUGCAUCGCUGUCACGAUGAAAAAAUCACCAGCUGUAGUGAGUGCGUAGCGCUGCAGGAUCCAUACUGCGCUUGGGAUAAAAUUGCUGGAAAAUGCCGUUCGCAUGGUGCGCCACGUUGGCUGGAAGAGAAUUAUUUCUAUCAGAAUGUUGCAACCGGGCAACAUGCGGCAUGCCCAUCAGGUAAAAUCAAUUCCAAGGAUGCGAAUGUCGGCGAACAGAAAGGCUAUCGUGACGAUAUGGAUUUAUUGGAUUCACGACGCCAAGGCAAAGAUCAGGAGAUCAUCAAUAUUAUGGGGGAUAAGAAUUUCGAAGGUCCACAAAUUUCAGCAGAUAUUAUCAAUGCGCAGUAUACCGUUGAAACGCUCGUUAUGGCCGUCUUAGCAGGUUCAAUUUUCUCCCUACUAGUGGGCUUCUUUACAGGCUACUUCUGUGGCCGACGCUGUCACAAGGAUGAGGACGACAAUUUACCAUAUCCCGAUACGGAGUAUGAGUACUUUGAGCAGCGUCAAAAUGUCAAUCGCAUACAAGCCGAGCCCAAGCUUCUACCUCAAGUGGAGGAGGUGACAUACGCCGAACCGGUGCUCUUGCCACAGCCACCACCACAAAAUAAAAUGCAACAUUCACCAAAGAGUACGCUACGCAAGCCCAUGCAUCAUCAUGGUCCCAACUCCGAAACGCUCUUCCAAUUCCAGCCCGAUGGUUAUAAUACACAACAGACAUAUCGCGGUCGGGACAAUUUCGGCACACUGCGAUCGCAUCAGGUGAUGGGUGAUAAUUAUCGUCGUGGCGAUGGCUUUUCGACAACUCGCAGCGUUAAGAAGGCUGUAAACACAAAUACACGUAACAGAAGUCUUGGUCGUUUAAGAAGGCAGCCGCCCCGUCAUGGUAUUGUAACUCAGCACCGUUCGAAUAGUCCAGCACAACACUCCAGUUCCGGUUCAUCGCCGGUGAUGUCAAAUAGUAGUUCUAGUCCAGCGCCACCUUCCAGCAGUCCUAGUCCGCAGGAGAGCCCCAAGAAUUGUAGUUACAUUUACCGUGAUUGAUUGAUAUGUAAUACCAAAUCGAUGCCAUUAAUUAAAACAACAACAACAACCGCAACAACAGCAGCAGGAGCAGGAGCAACAGUUAA
This is a messenger RNA of Bactrocera latifrons, 5546 nucleotides long. It is a transcript of the gene Sema1a, whose product is annotated as semaphorin-1A. The record is from RefSeq and is a predicted model, not a curated record. Gene Ontology annotation, biological process: positive regulation of cell migration; negative chemotaxis; negative regulation of axon extension involved in axon guidance. Bases 2848 to 5460 code for a protein of 870 amino acids. NCBI's taxonomy places the organism in Eukaryota, Metazoa, Arthropoda, Insecta, Diptera, Tephritidae. Gene Ontology annotation, molecular function: semaphorin receptor binding; chemorepellent activity. The transcript is spliced from 22 exons.